AUGCAGACCACCAGGAACAAGAGCUCCCCCUGCCCAAGUUUCAGGCUCCGGGAAGUGGCCUCCAUGUACUUCACCAUGAUUAUGGUUUUCCUGGUCAUCCUGGUGGUGGCUCUGCAAGGCACAGCUCCCCGGGAGAAUUAUUUCCCUUACAAGGUGCCCCUGGAUCCCCAGAGUUCGCUGGAGCUCUCAUGGAACGUUAGCUACCCGGAGCAGGUGGUGCAUUUCCAGCUCUUGGUCAAGGAGCCGAAAUUCGGGCUGCUCUUCGGGAUGUCGGACAGGGGCGAGUUUGAGAACGCGGACCUGGCUGUGCUCUGGAGCGACGGGCACCGCUCCUAUUUUGGGGAUGCAUGGAGUGAUGAGAAAGGGCAGCUUCACAUGGAUUCCCAGCAGGACUACCAGCUUCUCAAAGCGCACAGAACCCCCGAGGGACUCUACUUGGUCUUCAAAAGAGCCUUCAGCACCUGUGAUCCAAAGGACUACCUUAUAGAGGAUGGCACCGUGCAUCUUAUCUACGGGAUCCUUGAGAAACCCGUCCAUUCUCUCCAAGCCAUCAACAUCUCUGCCCUCCACAAGGGGCUGCAGAGGGUGCAGCUACUGAAACCCAACAUUAGUACCCCGGAACUGCCCAGGGACAUGAAGACCAUGGAGAUCAGAGCACCUGACGUGAUCAUUCCCAGCCAGGAGACCACAUACUGGUGCUAUAUGGUGGAGCUUCCGGACAGCUUCCCGAGACAUCACAUUGUCAUGUAUGAGCCAGUGAUCACGGCAGGCAAUGAGGCUAUAGUCCAUCACAUGGAAGUCUUCCAGUGUGCUGCAGAAUUUGACAGCUUUCCACAUUACAAUGGGCCCUGUGACUCCAAGAUGAAGCCGGACCGACUGAACUACUGCAGACACGUGCUUGCAGCGUGGGCCAUGGGCGCUCAGGCCUUCUACUACCCAGAAGAGGCAGGACUUGCUUUUGGCGGCCCAGGCUCCUCCAAAUAUUUACGGCUCGAGAUUCACUACCACAACCCUCUGGUGUUUAAAGGUCGCCAGGAUUCCUCGGGGAUUCGCCUCUAUUACACAGCCACGCUGAGACGUUAUGAUGCUGGCAUUAUGGAGCUGGGCCUGGUCUACACGCCGGUGAUGGCUAUCCCACCUGGGGAAGCCGGUUUCCUCCUGAACGGGUACUGCACAGAUAAAUGCACCCAAGUGGCUCUGCCCCCGGCUGGGAUCCAUAUCUUUGCCUCCCAGCUGCACACUCACCUGACAGGAAGAAAGGUGGUGACGAUUUUGUCCCGAGAAGGGAGAGAAAGGGAAGUUGUGAAUGUGGACAGUCACUACAGCCCUCACUUCCAGGAGAUCCGCAUGCUAAAGAAAGUGGUUUCUGUCUUCCCGGGCGAUGUUCUCAUAACAACCUGCACGUACAACACAGAAGACAGGAACCAAGCAACUGUGGGCGGGUUUAGCAUCACGGAUGAGAUGUGUGUUAACUACGUGCACUACUACCCCCAGACACAUCUGGAGCUAUGCAAGAGUGCAGUGGAUUCUGGCUACCUGCAAAGAUACUUUAAUCUUGUGAACAGGUUUAACGAUGAGGAGAUCUGCAUGUGCCCACAGGCCUCCGUCACACAGCAGUUUUCUUCCGUCCCUUGGAAUGCGUUCAACAGAGACGUUCUGAAAUCUCUCUAUGACUUUGCGCCAAUCUCUAUGCACUGCAAUAAAUCCUCAGCGGUUCGUUUCCCGGGCGAAUGGGAGAAGCAGCCUCUGCCAAGGAUCACCAGGGUGCUGCCGGAAUCAGCCCCAAGCUGUCAGCCCGCCCUAAGGCCUCCUCCUGCAUCCCCUGCUGUCGUCAACCUAGGCAGGGUAAAGGCAGAAUGA
Gopherus flavomarginatus (Mexican gopher tortoise) is the source of this 1860-nucleotide messenger RNA. RefSeq names its product dopamine beta-hydroxylase (gene DBH). Gene Ontology annotation, cellular component: secretory granule membrane. The record is from RefSeq and is a predicted model, not a curated record. Bases 1 to 1860 code for a protein of 619 amino acids. Gene Ontology annotation, molecular function: dopamine beta-monooxygenase activity; copper ion binding. NCBI's taxonomy places the organism in Eukaryota, Metazoa, Chordata, Testudines, Testudinidae. Gene Ontology annotation, biological process: dopamine catabolic process; octopamine biosynthetic process; norepinephrine biosynthetic process. The transcript is spliced from 12 exons.